This is a messenger RNA of Linum trigynum, 786 nucleotides long. NCBI's taxonomy places the organism in Eukaryota, Viridiplantae, Streptophyta, Magnoliopsida, Malpighiales, Linaceae. The record is from the annotation of a GenBank genome assembly.
AUGACCGUCAUCACCAAUGAAAAGAAUGAGCUCAUCCCCACCAGAACAGUCACCGGUUGGAGAGUCUGCAUCGACUAUCGUCGCCUGAAUGAUGCCACUAGAAAAGAUCACUUCCCACUCCCAUUCAUUGAUCAAAUGCUCGAGCGAUUGGCCGGCCACAAUUACUAUUGCUUCCUCGAUGGGAUGUCUGGCUACUUUCAGAUUCCCAUCUCACCAGAAGAUCAAGAGAAAACCACAUUCACUUGUCUGUACGGCACUUUUGCGUAUCGGCGCAUUCCUUUCGGAUUGUGCAAUGCACCAGCAACCUUUCAACGGUGUAUGAUUGCCAUCUUUGACGAGUUGGUGGGAGAUAUCAUGGAAGUCUUCAUGGAUGACUUCUCAGUAUUCGGAGAUUCCUUCGACAAAUGCCUCCACAACCUCGAAAAAGUUCUAAUCCGAUGCGAAGAGACGAAUCUCGCUCUCAAUUGGGAGAAAUGCCACUUUAUGGUGACCGAGGGCAUUGUCCUUGGACACAAAAUUUCAUCACAAGGCAUCGAGGUUGAUCGAGCAAAAAUUGACGUCAUCUCCAAUCUUACACCACCAGUCAAUGUGAAAGCAAUAAGGAGUUUUCUUGGGCAUGCCGACUUCUAUCGACGCUUAAUCAAAGACUUCUCCAAAAUUGCUCGACCAUUGACAAAGCUUCUCGAGAAGGAUGCUCCAUUUGACUUUACGGCGGAAUGCAACGACGCAUUUGCGGCACUAAAGCACAAACUGACCCACGCCCCGAUUAUGGUGGGUCCCGACUAG